Emiliania huxleyi CCMP1516 is the source of this 576-nucleotide messenger RNA. RefSeq lists its product as hypothetical. The annotation marks the transcript as partial. The record is from RefSeq and is a predicted model, not a curated record. The transcript has a single exon. Gene Ontology annotation, cellular component: membrane. Lineage: Eukaryota; Haptophyta; Isochrysidales; Noelaerhabdaceae. Gene Ontology annotation, biological process: protein localization to membrane.
CCCACGGCCGCCUUCUAUCUCCCCGGUGUGGCGCCGAUCGAUUACCGCGACGGCGAGUCCAUCGAUCUGAAGGUCAACAAGCUGACGUCCACCAAGACGCACCUGCCCUACGAGUGGUACGACCUGCCAUUCUGUCGGCCAGCCGAGGUUGUUUACAAGGGCGAAAACCUUGGCGAGGUGAUGCGCGGAGACCGCAUCCAGAACUCCCCGUACACGAUCAAGAUGAACGUGGAGGUCUCGUGCCAGCUGCUCUGCAAGCAGUCGUACGACGCGGAGCAGGCGGCGCUUUUCGCCACCAAGAUUGGCGAGGACUACCGGGUCAACUGGAUCGUCGACAACCUCCCCGCGGCGACCCGAGUCGUCGAGCCCGCCCUCGGCAGCAGCCCGUCCCGCAUCAUCACCAUCUACGAGCGCGGCUUCCCUCUGGGCUUCAGGGGCGCCGAGUCGAUCCCGGGGACAAGCGCGGGGGUGAACUACGUGUACAACCACCACCGGAUCGUCCUCAAGUACCACACCGAGCCGGACGCCUUCGAGGGCGCCCGCAUCGUCGGCUUUGAGGUCGAGCCGUUCUCGGUG